CGCCCAUCAGAGUAGGGUAACGGCAGUGCGAGGCGCACGGCGCACAGCGUGGACUUGGAGAUGUCUUGGCAGCAUUACGCACGACGCCUCGAGAAACGCUUCAGCCUUCCUCAGACGUGCAGGACACUGUGAAGCCGAACUGGAACGACUUUCAACUUUAUUCGGUUUGGAAACCGCUUCUUUUUCUCUUUAAGACGUUUUUUUUCUUCUCAUCUUUGUCCUCUCGGGUCUCCACUUCACAGCAGCAGCAGCAGCAGCAGCAGCGGAUGACUUCUCUUAUCCUCGGGUCAUUGUGACUAUUAGAGGAAUGGAAACGAUGUAAACAGCUCGGGGAGGGGAAACAAACUCUGUAGAGCAACAGUGUGUGUUUUUCCAAAAAGGAAAAGAGCGAGAUCACAGAAAGAGAAAGUAUGAUCCCACCGGCCAACAUGAUUCAGGACGAAAGUGGGGGCAAAGAGGACGAACGGGACCAGAAUGAGACACCCAAAUCCCCGACAGCGAACGCCAGCCAGCAGGAAACCAAGAAUACUGUGAGGCCUGAACAUCACAAGCGCAAGCUGCAAAGACUCAAACGUUCGCUGUCCUUCAAGACCAAGAGCAUCCGCAGCAAGAGUGCCGACAACUUCUUCCGAACGAGCAACGAAAACAAGACGGAGCUGCUUUCUGAUGUGAGCAGCAGCACGGGCCAUCUCUGCAACAUCGGGAUGGCCCCGCCACACACCACCAACCUGCCCAUCCCUCCGGUGCCUCCGGCCAUCCCCUGCGCUCCUCCUCCUACUUCCCGCUCGCAGUCGCGCAACCCGCUGCAGGUGGACUCGGCUGGACACUGCUUCAUGGAGCACAUCUUCAAGAAGCCCACGUUCUGUGAUGUCUGCAACCACAUGAUUGUAGGUACAACAGCCAAACACGUGGUGUUCCUGGCAGGAAACACAGCGAAGCAUGGCCUCCGCUGCAAAGCCUGCAAGAUGAGCCUCCACCACAAAUGCGAGAACGGAGUCGGGCAGCAGCGCUGUAUGGGAAAACUGCCAAAAGGCUUUCGGCGAUACUACAGCUCUCCAUUGCUGAUCCAGGAACAGUAUGGCUGCAUCAAAGAAGUCAUGCCCAUCGCCUGUGGUAAUAAGGUGGAUCCUGUGUAUGAAGCCCUGAGGUUUGGGACGUCGCUGGCACAAAAGGCCAAGAGGGCCAGUGGGUCCGAGUCUCCACACAGAAACUCGACCAGCGACUUGGACAAGGUUCCAGAGGAAGUUGUGGCUCACAGCAGUAGGCAGGAGUUGUCGAGAAAGCACAGCGAUGAUGUUUUUACAGUCAUUGAGAACGGAACAGAGCUUUACCACCAACCGGAGAGAAAACCUGAUGAUUUGCAGCUGGAGCAGAGCCAGCUCGAGAAAGACGUCCUAAAGCUCAACACCUAUGUGGCCUUGUAUGGCUUCGCAGCCCAAGAGAGCCACGACUUGGAGAUAAGAGCAGGAGACAGGAUCUUAUUGGCUGACGACUCCAAUGACGACUGGUGGAAGGGGGUAAUUGAGGACAGGAUCGGUUUCUUCCCAGCAGCCUUUGCUCAUCAGCUGCGAGCUGGAGAUCAAGUGUUCAGGUGUACCAGGACGUUCAUCGGCUGCAAGGAACAAGGCCAGAUCACCCUGAAGGAAGGACAGAUCUGUGUGAGCAGUGAGGGCGAACGAAGCGGCUUCAUCAGAGUGGCGAGUGGAAAGAAGAGAGGCUUCGUGCCCUGCGACGUUCUGGAAAUCAUAUGAGACUUGUGCUCAGAGAAAAAUGAAGACAGAGAGUAAGCGGGGGAGGCAGGAUCAGCCACCUGGAGGUCAAAGGAGGAGGAAUCGACGACAUGUGAGGGAGUUGACCUCUUCAGAAAGUGGAGUUUGAACUUGAACAAGUGGUGCUGGUUUUACCACCGAAGACUCCACUUUUGUUGCAGGUCUCCCUGUUCGUACAGAGAGGGAUGACAAACUGAUUAUUGUUUGCACGGAGACAGGAGAUCACUGUGUGACUGGAUUUGAUUUAAUUUAUAGAGUCUGUAUUUGUUUUAUAAAAAUUUCCCCUUAGUUUUACUCAGCAACAAGCCGUUUAUUUUUGAAAGUGGGGCUGCUAAGUGACGGCUUAAGCCUGAAAUAACUGCUUGCUAGGAUGUUUAUUUUUCAAGGCUGCACUACAUAAAUGGAGUUCUUCCAUUAAAUAGUGUAGUUUCUCAUGCUUUUAUAUUGUAUUCCAAGGAAAAGUUGAGCUAAUGCAAAGUAGUCAAAAGGAGUUUCUUAUUUUAGAAUGUAAAUUCCCUAAAAUCAGACAGUGAUGGAGAAUUGAUUCAAAUAUAGAAUCAUAUAGAAUAAAACAAAAAGAGCUUUCAAGCCUUUAAUUGCCCCUGAACAUCUAAUCUAUCAAAAAACUUCAUGUAUAAUCUCGAGUGUACGAUUGAACUCCCAUGACAGACUGAAAAAAGGUUUCCGUAUGUUCGUCUUAGAACUGGUGAGAAACGGCAAAGCACAUCAAGAGCAAGAAAGAGACAUGAGGGAGAAUUCUCAGAGGAGAAAGACACAAUCAAAGGCUUUUUAAAAUCCUCAUUGGCCUCCAAAUAUAUCCUCAAACUCCCAAGGUUCACUGUCUUUUCCCUCAUGAUGAAGAUAAUAUACAGCAGUUUGAUAUCAACACUAAAGUCAGUGCUACAUGCAUAGAAAUUGAAUUAUCUCUCAAGCUGUGUCUUUAAAAGUUUAUUUUUUCAUUAAUUCAUUCAUUAAUUGCUUUAAUUUUACCUGUUUUGUAUUAUUCUUUCCUCAGAAAUAGACGGUACAACUACAAUAUAACCAGAGCAGAGGCAGUUUUUCCAUGAUGUAAUGGUUAAAGUUGGUUUUGAUCUUCUGGGAAUGACCUGUGAACAUUUCAUUUCUCGUUGUUCACGUUAAACCCAGUCACUCGUGUGGUUUUCCUCUUCCUCAGCAGAGGAAGCUCUGAACAGGACUUCUCAUUCAGAUUCGAGUGAAGUGCAUUUACAGCGAGGUGUUGCAUCAUAGUAGAUAUAGUAUAUCUGUCAAAGGUUGCUCUUCACUGAAACUUGGCUUCAUUGAAUGUCAAAGAAUGCUUUAUUGUACAUAAUGUAUGUACAAGAUUAAAAGUCCUUCUUUAUUACAAUAA
Molecule: messenger RNA, 3138 nt
Organism: Acanthochromis polyacanthus (spiny chromis)
Lineage: Eukaryota; Metazoa; Chordata; Actinopteri; Pomacentridae
Gene: stac
Product: SH3 and cysteine rich domain
Exons: 12
Coding region: 411-1751 (446 amino acids)
Biological process (GO): skeletal muscle contraction; positive regulation of protein localization to plasma membrane; positive regulation of voltage-gated calcium channel activity
Cellular component (GO): extrinsic component of cytoplasmic side of plasma membrane
Molecular function (GO): transmembrane transporter binding
Source: RefSeq, a predicted model, not a curated record